AUGAGAUAUUUUGACUGGAGAUAUUUUCACCGGUCACUUACUGGUGGUGGAUGGUCAGCCAGGACUGAGGCGAUCAUGUUGACGAAGGGGCGGGCAUUCAACCCUCCUCGUCUCAGCAUAGGUGACCACCUGAUUGCUCUCAACAAAAAACUAAGACACCUGAAUGUUAUCCUUGAUACGCGCCUCUCUUUCGAUAAACAUGUGGUGACCAAGAACGUGGCUGCAUCGGCGGUAGCCCUUUCAAGGAUCAUGCCCAAGAUCAGUGGACCUUGCCAAUGGAAGAGUAGACUUCUGGGAUCGAUGGUAAAGAGCCUACUUCUCUACGGUACGCCGCCCCCGUUUGGUCAACUUCCGUUAGCGCCACAGCGAAAAAACUUAGGACACCGCAGAGGGUAG
Messenger RNA from Acyrthosiphon pisum (pea aphid), 396 nucleotides. RefSeq lists its product as uncharacterized. The coding region runs from base 1 to 396 and encodes 131 amino acids. The transcript has a single exon. Lineage: Eukaryota; Metazoa; Arthropoda; Insecta; Hemiptera; Aphididae. The record is from RefSeq and is a predicted model, not a curated record.